Bursaphelenchus okinawaensis is the source of this 3453-nucleotide messenger RNA. The record is from the annotation of a GenBank genome assembly. Lineage: Eukaryota; Metazoa; Nematoda; Chromadorea; Rhabditida; Aphelenchoididae.
AUGAGUUUCUUCAAACCGGUCGAGAAUGUCUCGGCCAUUGGGGACUAUGUCCCCGCUUUGGAGUCGUAUGUGCCUAACAGUAUAUUCUACGUCAUACUCUACGUACUGGCCUUACCACCCAAUCUACUGCUGGCAUAUAUGGGACUGAAGCCAGGUUUGAUCACAUCGCGAGUCAAAUACCCGACCUUGGGGAUGACGAUGGCCAAUCUGUUCGGUCUGAUAGCGUUCCUGAUCAUGUCGUUCGUAUAUUUAGUGGCGGUAUAUAAAGAGGUAAGUUAAGCUUUGUAUGUAUGAUACUUAGAGUUUAAAAUUUCAAAGUUUUAUGGUCAGUAAUGUGUAGAACUUAAAAAACUUCGUAUUUUAGGAGAGGUUAAUUUUUCGAAAUUACUUUGAAUUUAAAAACAUUUUGCCGAAAUGGCCAUUCGUAGUAAUUGGCAUUUAUUCUAUAAUUAUGGCUUAUGUCCAUAAAUAAUUUCAAUUUGUUUACUCUGUAAACGGAUAAUCAUAAUUGCGUCAAUUUGUUUCCCCGAAGUGUCACGGUAAUAUGACAGGAUUAUAGUACUAGCACAGUGAUUUGAUAGGAUUAAUGAGCAAAUAGAUAGUAUAAAUGGAUUACUUUCACAUUCAAUGACCAGAUUAGGCUUAUCAGUUUAAAACAUUAUGUAAAUUACAAAUAGUAUCAUAUAAUACAGCGGAUAUAAGUAACCUACAUGAUAUCAUUUAAGUCAUCUAAAGCUUAAAAUGACGAUAGAAUGUAGUUCUAAAAUGCCUACAUUAACCUUUUACCAUACUUUACAUUCCCAUUACCCUUGUAAAUCAACAUGACCUUGUUUCAGUACAAACUGAGUUUGUUUAUGGCCAGUUUCCUGAGGACCAUCUUGUUCAACUCGUCGUAUGUUUGUUACUUCGUGUUCCCAGUGCUGGCCAUCGACCAGUACCUCUACGUAUGUCAGAACUACGAGAUGAAGAUACGAUCACUGGCGGUCAUCAUUAGUAUAUGUUUCGCUAUCCCCAUGUUAGUGGCAAUAUACGAUUUGUUUCUACAAGACGUCGUACUGUACGACUACAUGUUCCUAUACGUCAGGAUGUCGUUGUACACAAACUUGGUAUGUUUAUGGUAUCGAAGAUUAAUGUAUUCAUAUAUUAUCGUAUAUUUAGUCAUCAUGAUAUACAGGCUUGUUGACAUGUUUACGAAAAUUUUUAUAAGAGCGUGGUAUGUUACCAUAGUUCGCUGGCUUUGUACGUUAAGAGCUUUUCUUGGUAUUGUGCACAUAUUUAAGGUCGUAUAUGUCAGAAUAUAUGUUGACAUUAUUGUAGCAUUACUUUCUGACGUAUUAGCGAAGACAUUAAAUUCCGACCCCACAACCGGUGUAAAGCCUACUUAAGCCUCUAUACCUUAAGAACAACAGUAUAUUUGCAUAUAUCUCUGCACUGUCGGAACAACGGCAGCUAUUGUUGUUUGGGCUAAAAUGCACCACCCUUAAGCGGAACUCCUCAUGGUUCCAUUAGGGUAUUCACGGAAGUGUAGCCGUGCACGUUGACGCCGAAAGUGUUAUUUUGGAGUAUUUUGUUAUUGAAUGACAAAAACAUGCAUUAUUUAUGAAUAGGGAGAGAAGUGCACAAUGCUUAAUAAGUGACUAUUAACUGUGCUGAUACUAUAAUAUUAUCCCAAUAUAAUAUUAAGUGGGAUAUUAUAGUAUGUAGCAGCCACAUUAUGCAAGAUAAUGUUAUUCAUGGCUUACAAUAGCAUUCAGAACAACAUAAUGUAACUUUUAUGCGCUUAUUUGGCAAUAUGGUUUGGAAAGACAUAAAGGAACUGUCAUAUCCUACCAUAAUAUAGUACGGGAAAGCAUGAUUUAACUUUUAUGAAAUAUAUUUAAGACAGAACAACGGAAUACUAAACUAUUAUUCAUAAUAACAAAAAUCAUAUUAUCCAUGAUAAGCCUUGUUUUCAGUUCGUGUUCUUCGUCCUCGCCCCGUCCUUCUUCAUCUUCUCCUUCGUCUGCAACCUGAUGGUGUUGUCCUCGAUUCUCCGCCGCCAAAGCAAGACAGCCCGCAAACAAAUUGGCCGCGCCCUCAACCCGCGACAACUACAGCAGCAGAAGAGCGUUGUUUACACCUACAUUCUACAGGCAUUCAUGCCGCUGGUGCUGGCGACUCCUUAUUAUAUUGCAAGUACGUAUCCCGAAAACAAUCACUAAUUAGGCCUACAGCCCCAAUUAGGCAUGGGUUUAGAGAACAAACUGUAAUUGAGGGACAACGUAAUUGAAGGAUGGCAUAGGAAAGUGUAAUUGAAGGAUAGCAUAAAAAAAUGUAAUUGUGGGCUAACAUAAGGUAUCAGGGACCGCCGAAAUUAGCCCACAAAAAUUAGAAAUCAGUGUGGUGAACAACAUUGAACGUGGUGAACAUCAUUGAUACAGCAAAAUUUAAGGAAUUGAGCUUGUUUACCUAGUCUAUGUAUCAACAAGGUCGAAAUAUACGAAAUAAUGUAGUAAUUUGGUCAAAAACAACCUAGAAUUGCCUUCCAUAGACACUUUAUGUUGAAUUAAGUAACCAUUUAACUUCAGACGUCUUAAUUAUUUUGACCAACUUGUGACCAAACUAAUCCCUAAGUUCACUUCUUUGUAUAAAUUAGAAAUGGCAUCAAACAUCAUUGUCCUUAUACGUUUAGAAGGUCUUUUUAUAGACCUAUAACACUAGAUGUUAAAGUUUGAAGGACUUUUGAUGAAAUUGUCACGAAAACUGUCCAUCACAUCAAACUUUGAAAGGCUAUAACAAUAUCGCCUUCUGAGGAAAUAACAGUAGAAAUACUAUAGUAGCAGUUAAGCUUAGUUACAGUAGAACUAGAAAUGCACUUUUGCUUUGACGACAACCUUUUAUAUCUUUUCUAUCACUUUUAAUGACAACAUCAACCUAUGACAACCUAAUGAUGUGUGUUUUCAGGUCUGUGCUUCAUGUUUAACGUGGAAAUUAACUUGAAUUGGUUCGUGUUCGGAGAAGCCAUCAUCGGGGCCCAUCCCCUGACGAAUGCCCUAACGACGCUACUCCUGCUACGACCCUAUCGUCGGGCGUUCAAGAAGAUCUACCCCUACUUUAAUCAGGGAUCGUGGAAACGACGAUACGACUCCAUUAAUGAACCCAAUGCAACGAUUCAGAAGCCGGACCGCGACACGGACAGUGGUCUCGGACAGAACAACGACAGCUCAAAUGGUAAUAUGACUGCAGUCUCGCUUUGAUUCUAUUUACAGUGUAGUGGGAAGGUAUCGUGCAAUGUUUUGAAAUAAGUUCUGUAACAUUGAGUUACUUUUUUAAUCUAAAAUAUGUUUAAACUAGCUUUAUCAACCAAAGAUGAUCAAAACACUUAUUUCCAAAGCAUUACACGACGACUCCUACCACUAGCCACCAGUAGAUCUCAAAUUGUAAUCACUUUCAACUUCAGACAUACAAUUGUAA